Trematosphaeria pertusa is the source of this 1800-nucleotide messenger RNA. RefSeq lists its product as uncharacterized. The record is from RefSeq and is a predicted model, not a curated record. Bases 32 to 1711 code for a protein of 559 amino acids. Gene Ontology annotation, cellular component: mitochondrion. The transcript is spliced from 4 exons. Lineage: Eukaryota; Fungi; Ascomycota; Dothideomycetes; Pleosporales; Trematosphaeriaceae.
ACACAACAUCUGACAACGAAGCGAGACUGCCAUGCCAUUAGGGCUCUCGCUCAGGACCAUCAGCAGGAGGUGUUGGAAAAGCAGUGAACGUUCCGUGUCGGCUCAGUCCUCGCGAGCCCUCUCCAUUACUUGUCGGGGGAAACCCAUCAGUCGCGAAGAAUUAUUCAAGUACACGAACGGGCGUUUCCUAGUCGAUGAAAACAACGCCUGUCAUCGCAGAUAUGUGAAGUUUGACGUCGACCAACUGUGCGCAGUAGCCGCAUCUACCGGCGGGCAACACUCGCCUGUCCAGGCGAUCGAGAAGAUGGAGGGAGGAUUUAGCAAGGCACUCCUCUUGCGAAGGGAGGAUGGAAGCGAAAUUAUUGCCAAAAUUCCGUUCUCCAUUGCCGGGCCGCCAAAGUACACAACCGCCUCUGAAGUGGCUGUUCUCCAAUAUCUACAUACGCAUACUCAAGUCCCAGUUCCCAAGGUGUUGGCCUGGAGUUCCAAUCCGUCAAAUCCUGUUGGCGCCGAAUAUAUCAUAAUGGAAAAGGCUUCUGGGAUACAACUAUUCAAGAAAUGGGGAGAAAUGACUGAAUACGAUCAGUUCUGCCUCGUCAAGCAAUUGACGAAGCUAGAGGGCGAAUUGGCAGCGAUCCGCUUUCCCGCCAGCGGGAGUUUCUAUCUCUGCGAGUCCAUGUCAGAAGAUGAUACAUAUGUCGCUUUGGGGCGUGAAGCGGAUCCUUCUGGGCAGUUCUGCAUAGGGCCGUCAUGCGAACGAGGGUGGUAUGCUCAGGACAAGACAGCAUCUUCGCAUUCUCGAUUCAAUCGAGGACCAUGGCCAAGUCUAUCUUCUUUCGGGAUUGCGCUUGUAGAACGCGAGACUGCGCGCAUUGAACAAAAUCCAACGACCGCUACGUCUGAUCCACCACGUGGAUCCUUCGAUGAACAGAUCGCCGUCCUAAAAAUGGCCAAAGCUGUUAUGUCUAGACUAGACUCGGACACACUCAUCGAUAGGGCGUCCCAGCCAGUCUUGUGGCACACCGACCUCCACAUGGGCAAUAUUUACGUCUCUAACGAAGAUUCUACAAAGAUUGUCUCGCUUAUCGAUUGGCAGUCGAUUGUAGUCUCACCUUUGUUCUUACAAGCCCGCUUCCCAGAGUUCUUGCCGGUUGACGAAGAUUACGCCUUCGGCUCAGAGAUCCCUAAGCUACCGCCAAAUUAUGACCAGAUGGACGCAGAUGAUAAGGAAAUCGCUGGCUUUAAGCUACAGGAAGCUAAGUUAGCUAAGGCAUAUGAAUUAUCCAGUGGGUCCCAGAACAAGCAGGCGUACAAAGCCUUGUUUAUACCAUCAUUCCUACGGGAGCUCUUCGUUCGAUGUGGAGAGGUAUCAGAAGAGGGUGUAAUACCGCUUCGGGCCUGUCUUAUCCAGCUCUCCAAGGCGUGGAAUGAUGUAGGGUUCACUGGUAAAUGCCCGUUCAGUUUCAGCGAGGACGACAUACAAAAGCACGACCAACAGUUUGAGGAAUAUCGCAACUUUCAUAGAGUCCAAGAAAUCGCCAGAACGCUCCUCGACACUGAUUCCGAGGGUUGGGUUGCCCCUCAGCUUGAUUUCGCGAUGAAACAGCAGCAGAACGAGGAGUUGCUUCAACUCAUCAUGUCCAGAAGCAAUGAGUACAACAAGUCACCAGAAGGAGUGCAGAGAAUUUGGCCAUUUUUGAAAAGUUCAUAGACCCAAAACCAGUCGCAUUGAAUCACGUGUAGACGUUUUCUGCAUCACUGUUAAUGAGUUGCUUGAUUCACCUGGAGUUUUUAUCCGCC